Messenger RNA from Trichomycterus rosablanca, 4481 nucleotides. RefSeq names its product nucleoporin 160 (gene nup160). Lineage: Eukaryota; Metazoa; Chordata; Actinopteri; Siluriformes; Trichomycteridae. Gene Ontology annotation, molecular function: structural constituent of nuclear pore. The transcript is spliced from 35 exons. The record is from RefSeq and is a predicted model, not a curated record. Gene Ontology annotation, cellular component: nuclear pore. Bases 112 to 4314 code for a protein of 1400 amino acids.
AUAAUAAAUAAUAAUAAGAAUAACCUGAGCGCUGGGGGGCGGAAGUGAGCUCGAGGCCGCUUGUCGCGCUUUAAGCUGUGCGCUGAUGUGCUGCGUCAGAUCCGGUGAGUGAUGGCGGGUAAGAUGGCGGUGCUGUUAGAGAGGAGUUUGAUCGAGAUCUGCGGCUUUGAGAGAGAAACUCUGAACCGAUACAGAGAAAUUAACAUUAAUCUGGGUGUAACUGCGCCCCCCGGUGGUGCGAGGCUUGCGGACAGUGCUGGCGGAUUCUCCUACGAGGAGAGCAGCAAACUUCCAUCCAUCACCAGCAACAGGUUCAUCCACUGGUCCACCUGUGCAGAUGUGGUGCAGCUGGUGGAACAGUCCCUGGAUACGAACCUCCUGAAUAACUCCCUCCGGCUGAAGUUCCUGAACUGCUCGGUGCUUCCUGGUGGGGUUCACAUCCACGAGACCCUGAACCAUGUGAUCGUCCUCGUCGUCACCAACCAAUCAGUGCACAGGAUGGUGCUGCCCCACCCCACACACAUGUACCGCAGUGAGCUGGUGGCCGAGCUGCAGAUGCAGAGCGUUUUCACAGACGUGGGGAAGAUCUCGGUGCAGGACGCCGUUCAGUCCUUCACCCUGUCGUUCCCUCACAGCCCCGUCACCUCCACCGCCUGGCUCAGCACCCACGGCCACGCCCACUUCGCUUUAGCCACUCCCACCGGGGGCAUCACCAUGGUUACCUUACCACCUCACGACCAGCAGGGAUCAGUAUCAGUGCUGGAGCUGAAGCAGAGCUCGGUCAUGCAGAGGUUAGCAGGCUGGGUACCGACAGCCAUCAGGGGGGAGCAGACCCCAGGUGACCUGGCUGUGAGUUUGGCGGUGUGGCCGAUCGAUGACGACACUUUCAUCUUCGCUCUGUGUCAGGAUCAUAAGCUGCGGGUUUGGUUCCAUAAGGAGCAGCAGUGUGUGCUGGUGGCUGAUCUCCUGGAGUACGUUCCUGUGGGACGCUCUGAGCUGAGGACCACGCCCGGAUCUUCUCACCGCCUGCGCGUGUGUUACUCCGCCUCUACAGGCGUGUGUGUGGGCGUGUACAUCGCCGCGCCCAACCGCGCCCAGUUCUGUGUCCUCCAACUGGUGUCCAGUAACAACACGCACUACAGCCUGGAACACAUCUCCACCAUCUACAGCACCCAGGAGACUCUGGUGGACUUUAUCCUCACACCCUCUGAUAUUUGGGGCCUGUGGAUGGACGAUGAUAAUCAGACGGUGGUGAAGUACAUCAACUUUGAGCAUAACUCAGCAGGUAUGUGGAACCAGGUGUUUGUACAGCCACCCCCAGAGGAGGAAGUUCACAUCGGGUCUGAUCAGGAUCCCAGAGAGACGUACCUGGACGUCCUGUUCUCUCCUCUACGCUUCAGCGCCGCAGCCAUAGUGAAAGCUCUUCAGAUCUACAGACGCGGCGCUGACCGGUACCUGGACCUGACGUGGGAAACCCUGAAGAAAGAAGUCACGCUGGCUGUUGAGAAUGAGCUCCAGAGCAGCGUGACCGAGUCCGAGUUCUCUCAGGAGGAUUACCGAAUGCUGCAGGUGGAGUUCUGGUCCAAGUUCUACGCCUGCUGUUUGCAGUACCAGGAGGCUCUGUCCACACCUCUCGCCCUGCACGUGGACCAGUCCACCGCCAUGGUCUGCCUGCUCAAGAAGGGUUUGGUGUCGUUCCUGCUGCCGUGCUUCGCAGUAGAUCACCUGUACCUGUGCCCUGAUGAGUACCUGUUCUCAGAGGAGGAAACACCUGUAGCUGAAGAACCCGAGCUGGGUGGAGAUGUCCUGCAGCUGGUGCAGUGUUUGAGGAUGCUGAGCGAGUGUGUACAGGGUGAGAUGGUGUGUAUGAUGGACCGCGCGCUGGAGAUGUUGAUGUCACCUGAAAGAGCUGCAGAACAAGUGCUGGAGAACCUGCUGGCUAAUGACACCGAUAACGUGAUGAACGACAUCACCAACAAGCUGCAGGAUGUUCGGAACCCGCUGGCCGCCAUGAACGCUCUGCUCAGGGAACUCGACCUGGAGGCGGAGCCAGAGACCCCCGACAUGGCCACGCCCGCUACAGGGCGCUCUCUGGGCCUGCGGGUGAGUCUCUCUCAGCUGUACAGCAGCAGUGUGGCGGUGAGCGUGGUGUGCCAGGCUGUGUGCCACAUGGGCAUGACGCGGGCGCUGAUCUGCAGAGACCUGCUCAUCCUGCAGCACCUCUACCUGCGCAACGCUGACAACAUGUUGCUAGCAGGUAGUAAUCAGUGUUUGCAGCUGCAGGAGGAUCUGAUUCCACGCUGUUCACACCUGCUGUACUGCUACCACCUUCUCAAACAGCUCGGCCAAACCCUCGCCUCACCUGUACCCCUCGAUACACUGGAUGCGAACCUGCAGCAUUUGUCAGUACUGAAGCUGUCAGACUCUGCAGCUCUCUCCUCUACCUACAGAUCAGUUCUGACUCCUCAGACGGUGGUGGAACUCUUCUAUCAGAACGUGGCUCGUAAAUCCAUCGUGCAGCAGCUGUUCAGCCAGCAGGAGGCGCAAGAGAGUCACAUCACACUGCACUGGAACCAGUUCAUCUCCAGUGUGGUGCAACUGCUGGCACAGUUACUUUGGCCCAGUAAUCCCAACUUUCUGUUCCCGGAGUGCAUGAUGGGAAACUGCCAGUACACACAGCUUCAGGAAUACGUGCGUGUGACCGGGCCGUGGUGCCAGGCUAACGUUGGCUCGUGCCGCUUCGUCCUGGGUCAGGCGUACCUGGCCUGUGGGGAGGGACAGAAGGCGCUGCAGUGUUUUCAGGAAGCAGCUCCCGAGGUGGAGAAGGAGGAUUUCCUAAUGAGACUGACGGGAUCUGAGGAGGACGAGGCCGCCGGUACAGCCGCGAGGUUGUUGUACUAUAAUAAGGUGCUGAGGCUGCUGGAGGACGUCGGGUUGCCAGAUCUUGUAAUUCAGUUAGCUACACUGGCUGUAUCAGAGGCUGUGAAUGAUGAGCGCAGUCAGGCCGCUCUGUGGACUCGCAUCUUUAAACACCAUCUGGAUUUGGGACACAACCGAGAGGCUUAUGAAGCUCUCAUCCAGAACCCUGAUACCAGCAGGCAGUUGGACUGUCUCCGUCAGUUGGUGGUGGUUCUGUGUGAGCGCUCUCAGCUACAGGAUCUCGUCCAGUUCCCGUACGUCAGCCUGCACGAAGAGGUGGUGGGGAUUAUUGAAUCUCGUGCCCGUGCUGUUGACCUGAUGACCCAUAAUUACUACGAGCUGCUCUACGCCUUCCACAUCAACCGCCACAACUACAGGAAAGCCGGUACAGUGAUGUUUGAGUACGGGAUGAGGUUGGGGCGGGAGGUUCGGACCCUGAGGGGGUUACAGAAGCAGGUGAACUGUUACCUGGCGGCUCUGAACUGUCUCCGUCUGAUUCAACCCGAAUACGCCUGGAUCGUCCGUCCCUCGUCUGGACCUGCGCAGUACGAGCGGCCGGGUGCGUCACCGAAGCGCAGCCACGAUGGAGAUUUAGCUCCAGCACCAGUGAGUCGUCAGAUCGAGAUCUUAGAGCUGAAGGAUCUGGAGAUGGAGUACGUCCUGGCACGCUGCCGCCUCACCCUCGCCCAGCAGGACCCGUCAUCAGCCGCCAUCGCAGGCAGUGCCUCAGCAGCAGAGAUGGUGUCGCUCCUGGUUCAGGCUGGAUUGUUUGAUACGGGGUUGUUACUGUGCCAGACCUUCAAACUGCCCCUCACGCCCGUCUUCGAGGGUCUCACCUUCAAGUGUAUAAAGCUGCAGUACGGAGGAGAUCAGAACCAGAACGAAGCCUGGAACUGGUUAUCAGCCAAUCAGCUUCCCAACCUCAUCACCACCAAGGAGUCCAGUGCUACAGAUGAAGCCUGGAGACUGUUGGCCUCAUACCUGGAGAAACAUCAAUCCCAGAAUGCUCAGUACCAUCGCUGUGUCAUCAACAGGUUACUUUCACAUGGAGUUCCGGUUCCUGUCUGGCUGGUUAAUGCUUAUAAGGAAGUAGACGCCGCCUCUCUGCUGCGUCUCUAUCUGAACUAUGAUGAGCUGGACUGUGCGGCUGAGCUGGUGAUGGAGUACGUGGACGCUCUGCUGGGGAGGGGACAUCAGUACUUCGGGAUCGAGAUGCCGCUGAGUGCCACGGCGGAUCUGGCUUGGUUGCCCUACACCUCCAUCGACCAGCUUCUGCACAACCUGAGGGAGAGCCCCACCAACACCAAGGUCUACGAGCUGCUGAACAGGAAGCUGAUGGAGUAUCACAGGCAGGUGGAGAGGAGCAGUAAACACCGCCUGCAGAUUCCAGCCUGAACACAGCACUACACAAAUCCCUCCCCCCCCCCCACACACACCCCCCCACACACACACACUCCCACACACACACACCCGCGCCAGAGCAAACCCCAGGACUUGUGUCGACCUCAGAGCUGCAGUUUUGUAUCUUUGUAUUUGAAAUAAAAAUGAUGGUUUUGUAUGAA